UUCCAUUCAAAACAUUUUUUCGUCUCAGUGUGGACAAGUCUCUGGAAAGUCCUGUACAAAAUAUUUUUUACAAACUUGUAAAAAUUUAUUUUUGAACGUUAUAUUUUGAUCCGAGAUGGUGUUUGCAUCGAGUGGUCGCCAUCCGCCACCGCUGCCGCCGCCGCCUCCUCCUCCUUCAUCGUACCAGUCCUGGCAGAAGCCGACCCCGCCGAAGCCCGAGUCCUUGGAGAAUCCCGGUACGGUGGAGGAGCUGUUCAACAAGGUGCGCGAGACACAGCCGAACUGCUUCGAGGGCGCCAAGAUAAUGCUGAACAAGGCGCUGAGCAACCACUUUCAGAUGUCGCACACGCUCCACAUAAACAACACGUCGCCCAGCUACCACUUCCAGAGCAUCUACGCGGGCACCCAGAAGCACACCGCCACCGAAGCGUACCCCGUGCUGUUGGCCGACCUCGACGGACAGGGCAAUCUCAACUGCAACGUCAGAACACGCCCAACCAGGCGACGGCCGACUACCGCGGCGGCGACUGCACGCUCUCGCUGACUAUGGCCUCGCCCGGACU
Drosophila miranda is the source of this 563-nucleotide messenger RNA. Its product is annotated as mitochondrial import receptor subunit TOM40 homolog 1-like. The record is from RefSeq and is a predicted model, not a curated record. The transcript is spliced from 2 exons. The coding region runs from base 116 to 544 and encodes 142 amino acids. Gene Ontology annotation, cellular component: mitochondrial outer membrane translocase complex; mitochondrial outer membrane. Gene Ontology annotation, biological process: protein import into mitochondrial matrix. NCBI's taxonomy places the organism in Eukaryota, Metazoa, Arthropoda, Insecta, Diptera, Drosophilidae. Gene Ontology annotation, molecular function: transmembrane protein transporter activity.